UAGGCAUAGAUCAACGUUCCCUGAUUGAGGUGUAUCGCAUGAGGUAUUCGCCUAAGUUUGCCCGUCCGCGCUUGGUAUUAGUUCCCCAGUGUGAGAUUAGUGUGGAGGAGUGCGGGGUUGUUGUUUGACUACACCUACUACACCGUGGGGCGACUGAUGAGCCCGUUUCAUUUGGUUUUUAUAGUUUUUCGCGAAAAAACUCUGAUAGUCGCUUUAGUUGAUUCAUGAAAUCAGCGUAGAUCGGUCGUCGUAGUCGUUUCCGUGGUAGAAGCUAGUGGCAGCCCCGUAGAACGGAAAGAAGAUAGAUAUCUGUUUACCGGGAAAAUGCUCUUUUUCUCCAUAUCAGGUGCAGUGAAUUAAUCAGUGUAACGAACUGGACGACCAAAUAAGACGUAAAUUGCUUCGAGCGUUGUCCUCUGGUCCCCGGAGAGGGAAUUGACACGACUCGACUACGGUGCUUUUUUGUAUGUUCGAAGUGGAAAAUUGAAUCCAACGACGAUGUGAGAUUCGGCAUAUUCGACGAUCUGACGUUUGUGUUUUUUUCCGUAAAGGUGGAAAAAACGAGUCGGAAAAGCGUGUUUGUGACUAAAAAGGUGACCUCCUAAUUGGAUUAAUUGAGAGUGAAAAAGUCCGGCACGUGAAACGAUAGUUGGUUCCAGUAGCAGAAGAAAACUCGGUGUUCGGUGCAAAUUCCCAGACUCCCUGCUGCGUUGACCUGGUGGCCGGCCGGAGUGUGACAGCAGCGUGUGUCCGAGAUGUGCCCGGAUGUUUGCAAACAUCUGAAGAAAUGUGGAUCUAGUAGAGCCGGUCGUUGGGAGGAAUAAUGCGCCGGUUUGAUCCGGGGGGACUAACGUAUGGUCAUCGGUGAAGAAGCCCAGAAGGCUUCCCGACUAUCAUAUAUCCAUAGUGUAGAGAGGAGUGUGCAAUACGACGAACGCGUGCCUAGCUCCCAGUGGGGAGUAGUCUGGUGGUGCUGGUGGCGGCCGGCGAUGAACGAGAAUGUGAAUAGUGUUUGGCUAUUGCCGUUUUCUGAUGAGAUUGAUGAGGAAGGCAAACAGGAAUAAUGAAGUGCAAUUUUUGUUACCUGAUGAAGGUGCUUUUGUGGAUGCUGGUUGGAGGAAUGACCGAUGGCGUAUGGCGACGGUCAAUGGCAGUAGCCGGAUACAGCAGUGAUCCACAUUUGUUCGAGAAUAGAGAUGGCUACAUAAUUGGCAAUUACCUGCACGCAUCGGAACAGGACAUCCGGGACUUUUUCUGGACCGGCUCGGGCGAUGGCCCAUCGUCGGCCCUUAAUCCCUUCGACCGGUUUCCAAUCAGUGAGGAUGCAAUCAUCAAAACGGCCACCGUUGUGGCCACGGUGUACAUCGACCGGAGUGGCAGCAGUGGGGGCGCAAACGGCGGCGGUGCCGGAGAUGAGCUGUGCAUCUUCGAUUGUCCUCCGGCCGGCGGCGGUGGGGGCAUCGUGGACGAGACGAUUGAUAACGUUACACCCACCGACAGGCGCUUCUGGCUGAUGACGGUCAUCGGGGGGCUGUUCGGCAAGAAGGAUUACCCGGAACUGGAGGGAAACCUGGCCAAACUGUACCGGGUGGCGUUUACCAGACAACAAGCAUUACAUCUCGGUAUCAACAACAACACUCUUCACAUGCAAUCGUCACCGCCGCAGAGAGGAGGAAGUCAUCGAAUACGGAGGAGGAGCAUUCCAUCGGAUCGCCCCGAGGGGCUCCGGACCAGUGACCGGGGUAGGAGGCACUUGGUCGAGCAAGUCAGAUCAACGAGGACAAUGGAAUCAAGUGGCAAACGUAAGCCGCUCGAAGGCAGGAAUGUUCUUGUGAAUGAGCAGGUCUACAAGUACGAAAGAUAUAGACGGAAGCGUAGGAAAAAGGUGCACAAACGAGAUACGGACGAUGGGUCAGGCGAUGGAGACGGAGGAACUGGGCAGCCUGUGGUGGUGGUGUCCGAACAAGGACAUGCGGAGAGCGUGCAGGAUGAUCAAAUGCAGCAGUUGCAACGGGAAACAUCCGCCAUCAACGAUGAACCGACGUCACCACUUGUGCGUAAUUAUGACAAGGAGGCCUACUCGAGUCCUGUUGGUGGCACUGGUAGCGGUGGUGGCGGCGGCGUCAGCGGUGGUAGCAGUAGCAGUGCCACCAGUUACAACAAGCGACAAGUACGUAUUUUGAUACACAAUACCACCCACUUGCGGGAAGGCGACAGCGACGAGGACCUAUCGAUGGACGGGACCGAUCCGGCGAGAUCAAAUCAACUGCUCAACCAAACGGAAAUCAUCUACUCGGUGUUUGUCGGCGGACAGCCGGUCCUGGCCACAACGGCAGCAGAAGAUAUGAAACUUAUGUCCCAAGAGGAGGCCGAACACGUGAUGGAAACCUUGGUCUAUCUGAAAGCCGACCCAUAUCUCAAGGAACCGCAGGCAACACCACUGAUACCGUCCACCUACAACGGCAGCUCGAAUGUGAUCGCUCUCAUCGGUCAGAAUCCGACACUUUUUGUCGUGUCCUGCGUGGCCAGUGCGCUGUUUCUGGUGCUGCUGAUUGGCAUCUUCCUGGUGGCCCGAGGCAAGAGGAAACACAUUACCGAGCUAAAGAAACUGGAGUCAACUCAGGCCUUAGUGAUGCCCGGUAGCAGCGGCGGAGACGACCUAAACACCGUCAAGUCCGAUAGUGGCAGCAGUCACCAUUCGCCGUUUCAACGGGACCCCUCUACGGUCAGUGUCAUUGGAUCGGUUCCGACGACGACGACGAAGCCCUCUCCAACCAUUCACUUCCCCCUGCCGCCAAUGUCACGCCCCACAUCGUCUUCGAGCUACUCAUCCGACUCGUCCGUUUACUAUCCGAAACGGAAACUCAAGCACCACACGCAGGAUUUGCUGGACGAGCGGGCGGUCACCCUGACCAACAAGCUGCAGAAACAAUUUGGAUCUUUGGUCACCACAGAAAAUGUCUACGCUUCAGUCCAGAAACCCAAGAAAGAGCACACGCACAAACGGCGUCGAAAGUAUCUCGGAUCGGAGAACCGAGUCGGAUCCUACGAGGGGGCCAUGCUGCAUGCCCCGGGAAGCCCCAUCACCGCCAGCACCACGACCUCCAACAGUGCCAGUGGUUCAAGCGAACAGUCGUACGAUACGCGACCUGCCAAGCUAACACCACCCUACGAACACAACGAAACGUUCAACACAGAUGUCAUCAUGAAGCACUACCUGAAGAAGAAAAAGACAUCCGGGAUGUUGGUGGGCCACUACAAUGGUGGGUUCACGAUGGACCAGGUUCCCACGGAGGCGUUUAACAAAGAUAAGAUCCGGUAUUUGGAGAAAUGUGGUCGAGCCUCGGUUGAUACGGGCAGCAUCGGAUCGUAUCUUAGUAUGGCGUCGGUAAAGAGUUUUCCGAGAUGUUUCGUCCCGGAACCGCUGAGCCGAGUGCUGGAACCGGUAACAAUGACCCAUCUGGACCAAUCGGAAGGAGGUGCCGACGGAGGAAAAUCUACCGCCCCCGGAACGGCUUCCACCAGUCAGUACAACACGGACACGGAGAUGCCGUUUUCACGCACCCAGAGCGACGGAGCCGAUCCGGGCGUGGUGGGACCCAUCGUUUGGCAGAUGCACAAAAAGGAGAUGGAAGAAAUGACUAGUCCCAUCCGGGACCCGGUGGUUACCCGGAACCGCUUCGAAGGCCUACUGGAAGGAGCCAUCCAGCUCUACACCGACCCUCCGGACAAAGAAGAAGUAAACAAGCACUCUAUUACCCUGCCCGGAGUGAUACGAGCCCCGACGGAGCACCGAGGAAAAUCGGCCGCGGCCGCCGUUGUAAGAUCACGUCCUCCUCCCCGCAGGGAACCGACAACGUCCCGUGCGUGCUCGGCCACCGUUCGGCCCGUCACGGCGGCAGGCCAGGCCCGUAGCAAGCUGGAGAGUUCCGGACCACCUUCACCGGGUCGAGGAGCUUGGGGAAGUGGCGCCCAUUCCCCGCUGGUUAGACCCAUGAGUGCUGGUCCGUUCCAUACUCCGGCCGCGCCCCAGAUCGAUAUUACGCGUGUAAUGGCCCCGCAGACGGUUCUCCAGUCGACGGAACUGUCCACGGCGCCACUGCUGCAUAAUAUCAUGCAGGAACUGAAACGAUUCCGGAACGAGUGAAGUGUUCCAUCCGGUUCGAUCUGUUUUGUCUCCUAAAUAUACCAACCCGUAGCGGUAGUUCUCUUAGAAUACUUUCAGGCCGGAUGGGGCUAGUCGAGAAACGUGAAACACUGCCAAUUUUGUGGUAGCUGACAGCAUUUAACUGCAUACCUAUUCCUAUACGGUGACUAUUUAUCCAUAUGGUAGCAACGCGGGUUUUCGUGUACUUUGUAGCAUAACUGUAGAAAUAUUGUAGAUCGCAAUCUGUUUUUUCUUUUCCAUUAGACUGGCAAGAGUAACCAUAGCUUUUAAGUACAUUUCGUCUAAUACAGUACAUACCUUGGCGAGUUUCGUAAGUAUAUGUUUGUACAAUUGAGAAUCUGGCUUUUGGAUCGAAUAAAUAAAAUACAAAUUUUCAAUGAA
Molecule: messenger RNA, 4549 nt
Organism: Aedes albopictus (Asian tiger mosquito)
Lineage: Eukaryota; Metazoa; Arthropoda; Insecta; Diptera; Culicidae
Exons: 10
Coding region: 1064-4147 (1027 amino acids)
Source: RefSeq, a predicted model, not a curated record